Castor canadensis (American beaver) is the source of this 5291-nucleotide messenger RNA. The record is from RefSeq and is a predicted model, not a curated record. Lineage: Eukaryota; Metazoa; Chordata; Mammalia; Rodentia; Castoridae.
CCGCGACCGCCGACCACGUUGCGACCCGCUGAGGCGCCGUAGAUUAGAACAGGUUCCGGGACUCGUCGAGAAGCUGCCACUUGGCUCAGACGCCCACGGGCUCGAGAUACUUUGCAGAAAUCAAGAAACAGUGGCACCUUCUGAUCUGUCAGUCUAACAAGUCAAGUGGCUAAGUGACUACUGUUAGUUCUGUUUAAAAUGGGUGUAAAGAAGAAGAGGGAAAUGCAAGUUGCUGCAUUGACCGUUUGUCAUCAGGACCUUGAAACUUUGAGAUCUUUUGCUGAUAUAGAAGGGAAAAAUCUAGCUUCUUUGCUGUUACGUUGUGUACAACUCACGGAUGGAGUGUCACAAAUCCAUUAUGUUAAACAGAUUGUACCUCUACUGGAGAAAGUAGAUAAAAAUGGAAUUCGUGAUCCCAGUGUUCAAAGUUGUUUGGAUAUUUUAGCAGGCAUUUAUUUUUCUUUGAGUCUGAAGAAUCCCUUGAAGAAAGUAUUAGCAAGCUCACUAAAUGGCCUACCUGAAUUUUUUCUAACUGAAGCUAUACACAGUUUUACUUCUCGUCUUCACAAAGAAUUGAAUACUACUGAUCUGUACUCUUAUAGGAAAGUAAUUGACAAUAUAUCUUCCUGUACAGAGAAUUUUAACUUGGGUAGAGUGAGUGUUAAUAAUCUGCUUCAAAAUGUGCUUCAUUUUCUGCAGAAGAGUUUUAUUGAAAUCCUGGAAGAAAACAGAAAAUUUGCUGGAAAUCAUAUUGUUCAAACACAGUUGAUGAAUGACUUGCUGGUAGGCAUUAGAGUUUCAAUGAUGUUAGUACAGAAGGUACAAGGUUUCCAAGGAAACCUUUGGAAGACCUCCACUUCUCCAAUGUGGCAAAGUAUGUGUGGCUUGCUGAGUAUUUUCAUCAAGUUUUUAAGCGAUGAUGACCUAUUACAGGCUAUUCAGAGUACAUCCGGAUUAGCUGUUAUUCUUUUUAUUAAGACUAUGUUUCAUCCAUCUGAAAAAAUUCCUGAGUUGAUUAGCAGUUUGCUUCUCCGUUCAGUGGACUGCACCAGCAUCCCUGAGUGGUUCAUAUGCAGCUGCAGGAGCCUUUGUUGUGCCAACGUCUCUGUGUCAACUCUCUUAUUCCUGUGUCAAGGGACACUUGCCAUGUUGGACUGGCAGGAUAGGAGCAUGGGCCCAAGUGGAGAGACUUUGCUCUUGGACACUGUGCAUGUUUUGUUCACCUUGAGUUCACAGAUUAAGGAGUCCACGCUGGAAAUGUUCCUGUCUAGAAUCUUGGCAUCUUGGACUAAUGCAGCCAUUCAUACUCUUGAAUUUAGUUCCCCAGCUCUAAAGGAUAGUCUGAAUGGGAAUUCAUCCACAGUUGGGAGACUUUUGGAAUAUGUCUAUACUCAUUGGGAGCAUCCACUGGAUGCUCUGAGACACCAAACCAAAAUGAUAUUCAGAAAUCUUCUCCAAAUACAUGAGCUCACAGUGAAAGGAGCAGAUUUGGUCACUGAUCCUUACUUUUUGGAAUUGACUAAGAGUCUUCUACAAUUGGAAUGGCACAUUAAAGGAAAAUACACGUGCCUUGGCUGUUUGGUAGAAUACAUAGGAAUUGAGCAUAUUUUGGCAAUAGAUAAAAGUAUUCCAUCUCAAAUCUUAGAAGUGAUGGGGGACCAAUCAUUGGUGCCUUAUGCUAGUGACCUCUUGGAAACCAUGUUUAAAAGUCAUAAGAGUCAUUUGAAAUCUCAGACUGUCGACAGUACUUGGAUUGACCAGUGGCAUGAGACUUGGGUUUCUCCUCUCCUUCACAUACUGUGUGAAGGAAACCUGGAUCAAAAGUCUUAUGUGAUUGAUUAUUAUUUGCCAAAAUUACUGAAUUACAGCCCUGAAAGCUUAAGGUACAUGGUAAAGAUUCUUCAGACUUCUAUUGAUGCUAAAACUGGGUCUUGUAAUAGCAGAGGGGCUCUGGGAGCUUUGAUGGCAUGUUUACGAGCAGCCAGAGCUCAUGGACAUCUGCAGUCUGCAACUGAUGCUUGGGAGAACCUUGUGUCCAGUGCAAGAAUAAAGCAAGGCCUAAUUCAUCAGCACUGCCAAGUACGGAUAGAUACUUUAGGCUUGCUUUGUGAAAGUAAUCGAAGCACAGAAAUUGUUACCACAGAAGAAAUGCAGUGGAUUCAGUUCUUUAUCACAUAUAAUCUCAACAGCCAGUCUCCUGGAGUACGACAGCAGAUUUGUUCUCUUCUUAAGAAGUUGUUUUGCAGGAUACAGGAAAGUUCUCAGGUACUUUAUAAAUUGGAGCAAAGUAAAUCCAAACUUACCGCAGAAAGUGAGUUAACCAAAGACCAACCUUCUAUUACUUUACAACAAUAUAAGAAUUUCAUGUCAUCCAUCUGCAGCAGUCUUUUUGAAGCAUUGUUCCCUGGAUCCUCCUACUCCACUAGGUUUUCAGCCUUAACCAUCUUAGGCUCAAUAGCUGAAGUUUUUCCUGUCUUAGAAGGUAGUGUCCAAACGGUUUAUCAGCUAAGUCAAGAUAUUGAUGAUGGUCGUUUCCAAACACUAAUGGAAUGUUUUACCAGUACUUUUGAAGAAGUAAAAACUUUAGCGUUUGAUCUUCUGAUGAAGUUAUCAAUAAGAGCUACACAAUUUCAGGAUUCUGAGAAACUGCAAGACUUCUUCCAGGCAGCACUGGAGCUCAGCACAAGUACGAAACCAUAUGAUUGUGUAACAGCUUCCUACCUGCUGAACCUCUUAAUCUGGCAGGAUGCUCUGCCAGCAUCCCUGUCUGCCUCCUUAGCCCAGCAGGUCGAAUGCAGAGAUGGAGAUAAGUCAGCUGCUGUGGUGGAAAGGAACACAUUAAUGGUUAUCAAAUGCUUGAUGGAACAUCUUGAGGAAGAAGUAUCUCAGGCUGAGAAUUCUUUGCUUCAGGCAGCAGCAGCAUUCCCAAUGUAUGGGAGAGUCCACUGUAUAACAGGAAUGUUGCAGAAGUUACCUCUGAACAGCCUGCAGUUGGUGAGCGAGUGGAGACCUGUGGUAGAGAAGCUCUUGCUGCUUUCUUACAGGCUUUCGACAGUGGUGUCUCCAGUCAUUCAGAGCUCCUCCCCCGAGGGCCUCAUCCCCAUGGACACUGAUUCAGAGUCAGCAAGCCGCUUACAGGUGAUUCUCAAUGAGAUUCAGCCACGAGAUACUAAUGAUUUCUUCAACCAAGCCAAAAUAUUAAAAGAAUGUGACAGCUUUGAUUUGGAGGACUUGAAUGCUAGUGUGUCAAAUAUUGAUACUUCUGCAGAAAUCAAAGGUAAAGAGGGAAAAACAUGUGAUGUAACUGCUCAGAUGGUGCUAGUAUGUUGUUGGAGAAGUAUGAAGGAAGUGGCUUUACUUUUAGGCACUCUGUGCCAGCUUCUACCUGUGCGGUCUGUGCCAGAAUCUUCUGAUGGAUUAUUAACAGUGGAGCAGGUAAAAGAAAUAGGAGAAUACUUUAAACAACACCUUUUACAGUCCAGGCACAGAGGAGCAUUUGAACUGGCUUAUACUGGUUUUGUGAAACUCACUGAAAUACUAAACAGGUGCCCUCAUGUGAGUCUGCAAAAGCUGCCAGAACAGUGGUUAUGGAGUGUGUUGGAGGAAAUUAAAUGCAGUGAUCCUUCAUCCAAACUCUGUGCUACAAGGCGCAGUGCUGGAAUUCCUUUCUACAUACAGGCAUUGUUAGCAUCUGAACCAAAGAAAGGCAAAAUGGAUUUGUUGAAAAUAACAAUGAAAGAGUUACUAUCUCUGGCUGGCCCUAUAAAUGACUCACAGAGCACAAGUCCCCAGGUUCAUGCCUUAAAUAUCCUUAGAGCCUUGUUCAGAGAUACACGUCUGGGAGAAAAUAUCAUUCCUUACGUUGCUGAUGGAGCUAAGGCGGCAAUUCUGGGCUUUACAUCACCAGUCUGGGCAGUGAGAAAUUCAUCCACACUUCUGUUUAGUUCUUUGAUCACAAGAAUUUUUGGAGUUAAAAGGGGAAGGGAUGAACUUUCCAAAACAAAUAGAAUGACAGGCAGAGAGUUUUUCUCUCGCUUCCCGGAACUCUAUCCUUUUCUUCUCCAACGGUUGGAAGCUGUAGCCAAUUCAGUGGACUGUGAUAUGGGAGAGCCAGACCGUCACCCAAGCAUGUUCCUCUUACUUUUGGUGUUGGAGAGACUGUACCCUUCUCCAAUGGAUGGCACAUCUUCUGCUCUCAACCUGGCAUCUUUUGUUCCCUUCAUUAUAAGGUGUGGUCACUCGCCUAUUUACCGCUCUCGUGAGAUGGCAGCUCGUGCCUUGGUUCCAUUUGUUAUGAUAGACCAAGUUCCUAAUACUAUCCGAGCUCUGCUGGCCACCCUUCCUAAUAGCACUGACCAGUGUUUCCGGCAAAACCAUAUUCAUGGAACACUUCUCCAGGUUUUUCAUUUGUUACAAGCCUUCACAGACUACAAACACAGAACGAAUUCAGACUUUCAACAGGAGCUGACUGACAUCACUGUUUGUACCAAAGCCAAACUAUGGCUGGCCAAGAGGCAAAAUCCAUGUUUGGUGACCAGAGCUGUAUAUAUGGAUAUUCUCUUCCUUUUGACUUACUGCCUUGAAAAACCCACAAAGGGCAACCAGCCAGGUAUGCUUCCUAGCUGUAACCUACUUUGGAAUGGCUGCAAGUCUUUGAAAUAUAAAUGAGUUUUUGAGCAGCUCUACAUACCAACCACUACUGUGAGCUAACCACACAUCAGAAUUCAGCAGUGUCUGUUGCUUCCUCCUAGAAACUUCUCAAGGAAACUUGUGCUUGUUUGCUUGGAAGUUUGCCUUUAAAUACUUUCUAUUUGGUCAUUCAGAGAGGAGUGUGAACUCUACUCAGACACUCUUUUGUGUUUUGGAGAUCUUGCCUUUUUUCUCUCUCUUUUUUUCUUUUUGUUGUUGUUGAAAGCUCAUCAUUUUCAAGAACUGACUGUUUGCUCUGUUCCAUCUUGUGGAGAUACCUGAGCAUGCUGGCUCAUUUGGUGCUGGAACACAGGGACAUUUGAGCCCCUGUUCUCCAAUCCACCCCUAUGAAAGCACAUGUAGGAGUUGCUUCCUUGGGUUCUGACUUCAUACAUGUGUCUAGGUCAUGUAUGUUUCUGGGUAUGUGCCCCAGGUCCACAUAAAAUUGUUCUGUUUUAAUCUUGAUUCACAAGUUUGUUACUGUUUUGUUUUUGUUUUUUUAAGGGAGAAGGACAACCCAAAUAAAAUUUUAUUGAUGUGUUUAUGUAGCAGGCCAUGGGAAGUGCUGUACAUGAGUUCCAGGCCACAGAUUAAAACUGAUU